Molecule: messenger RNA, 909 nt
Organism: Exophiala dermatitidis NIH/UT8656
Lineage: Eukaryota; Fungi; Ascomycota; Eurotiomycetes; Chaetothyriales; Herpotrichiellaceae
Exons: 3
Coding region: 1-909 (302 amino acids)
Source: RefSeq, a predicted model, not a curated record
AUGACAUUGCACGCUGCGACAAGGCUUUGCCUGGCUGUUCUCCUCCUUCUCCUUCCAAUCUACAAUCAUCGAGUCUUCGUGCGGGCCGAUGCCGACUUUCUCGACGUCCGGACAAAGCUAGAUCGAGAUCGCAGUGGAAAAGGAGGAGACCCAAAGGACAAAUACUUUCACGAGUCCACGUUCCAUCCUCAUUACGAUGGUCGAUUUGCCGCAGCCCAGAUCGGCAAGGAGGAGCGCCUACCCCAUCUCACCGCACUCAUGCAGACUUUCCUGGCCACCAUGGCGGACAUCGGUGCUGAGACAUGGAUCAUGCAUGGCACCUUGUUGGGUUGGUGGUGGAACCAGAAGAUCCUACCGUGGGACUCGGACAUUGAUGUACAGGUUUCGGAAACCACCAUCGCUUUCCUGGCCAAAUACUACAACAUGACCGAGUACCAUUUCAGACUGCCCGGUGUCAAAGGGGGCCGGACUUACCUUAUGGAAGUGAAUCCGCACUACACCAUACGCGGCGUCGAGGACACGCUCAAUGUCAUUGAUGCAAGAUGGAUUGACACCGACACUGGCUUGUUCAUUGACAUCUCUACCGUUCGACCAAACUAUACCGCAAGGGCUGAAGGAGUUGAAGGAGCUCUGAUGUGCAAGGACAAGCAUCACUACUUGGAACAAGACAUAUUCCCUCUGCGAGACAGCUUCUUUGAAGGCAUCCAUGUGAAGAUACCAUUCGAAUAUGCCGCGUUACUAGAACAAGAAUACGGGGAGAAGGCGUUGACACUCACCACUUUUGAGCACCACAAAUUCAAUCAUACGAGCAAAAUAUGGGAGCCCAUCCAGGAUCCGGUUCCUGGCCGAGGCCCAGGGCGAGGGCCGAGACGACACGGUCGAGUAUCUGGAAUGUCGCCAGCUUCUUGA